AUGGCGAAGCCAAAAGAAGAUUUCUCUCUCAAACAGACCAAACCAAACAUCAGUGGUUCCAAAAACACGACUGGUCCAUUGAGACCCCACGACCUCGUUGAACAAAUGCAGUUCAUGUUCGUAAAGAUUUUGAAAGCAAAGGAUUUGGUAGGGCCUGAUGGACCUGAUACCUGUGAUCCUUACGUGGAAAUUAUAUUAGGAAACUGUAAAGGCACCACAAAGAUCUUUGAGAAGAAGUCAAGCCCAGAAUGGAACCAAGUCUUUGCUUUCAAAAAAGAGCGGAUUCAGACAAUUACUUUGGAGACUGUUGUCAGAGAUAAGCUUAACAAAGUGAGUCAUGAAAUGAUUGGUAAAGUCAAGUUCAAUAUUGGUGAUGUUCCUAUGCGUGUUCAGCCAGAUAGUCCAUUGGCGCCACAGUGGUAUAGGUUGGAGGAUAAGAAUGGUGUGAAGCUUGGAGCAGGAGAGUUGAUGUUGUCUGUCUGGAUGGGGACUCAGGCAGAUGAAGCUUUUUCUGAAGCAUGGAUUUCGGAUGCUGCAGAAUCUGCAGGUACAGCAUAUACGAGGUCUAAGAUAUAUCAUUCACCUAGGCUAUGGUAUCUUAGAGUUAAUGUAAUUCAAGGUCAAGAUUUGGUAUUCAGAGAUAAGAACAGGAAAAAUCCGGAAAUUUUUGUAAGGGGUGCACUUGGGAAUUUGGUGUUGAGAAGUAGGAGUUCACCAAAUAAGAAUGAGAAUCCUAUGUGGAAUGAGGAUAUGAUGUUUGUAGCAGCAGAACCAUUUGAAGAACCUUUGGUUUUGAGUGUGGAGGAUAAGUUGAAUCCGAAUAAGGAAGAGAGUGUGUGCUUGGGGAGGGUUGUGAUUCCUUUACAAAAUGUGAUGAAGAGGGUAGACAAUGCACCUGCAAGUGCUAGGUGGUAUAAUCUUGAGAGACCUGAAAUUGCAGGGGAAAAGAAAGAACAGAACGAGGUGAAAUUUGCAAGUAAGCUUAAUGCAAGGAUUUCUUUGGAUGGGGGUUAUCAUGUUCUUGAUGAGGCUACUAACUAUAGUAGUGAUCUCAGGUCUACGGUAAAGCUGUUGUGGAGGCCUAAUAUUGGGCUAUUGGAAUUGGGGAUUUUGAAUGCUACCGGUCUGCCAGUGAUGAAGGGUAAAGAGAAGCGUACUGAUGCCUAUUGUGUAGCUAAAUAUGCGUCAAAAUGGGUGCGGACAAGGACUAUUCUUGAUAGUUUGGCUCCACAGUGGAAUGAACAGUUUUCAUGGGAUGUUUAUGAUUUGUGUACUGUUUUGACAAUUGGGGUGUUUGAUAAUGGUCACAUACAGGCAGGGGAUAUGGCUGGAAAAGCAUUUCAUCCAAGAAUUGGGAAGGUAAGAAUUCGUUUAUCCACUCUUGAAAGUAAUCGGAUUUACACUUAUUCUUAUCCGCUUGUGGUCUUACAAUCUUCUGGGGUGAAGAAGAUGGGAGAAAUUCAGUUGGCUGUGAGAUUUUCUUGUGCAUCUUUUUUUGAUACGCUGCAAAAUUAUACUCAACCUUUACUUCCCAAGAUGCAUUACCUUAACCCUCUAUCUGUAUAUCAGCUUGAUAGCUUGAGGCACCAAGCCGCUUUUAUAACCUCGUUGAGGUUGAGCCGUGCUGAGCCACCUCUAAGGAAAGAAAUUGUCGAUUACAUGUUAGACGUUGGAUCAAACAUGUGGAGCAUACGGAGAGCGAAAGCAAAUUACGACAGGAUCUUAGAUCUUUUGAGUGGUAUUUUUGCAUUAAUCAAAUGGUUUGAGCAGAUACGCAAUUGGAAGAGUCCUGCUGCAACAAUGGCCUUUUAUUUCCUGUUCUUGGUUGUGGUUUUUGUCCCAAAACUGACGUUGUCUACAAUCUUCUUAGUCCUUUUUCUAGUUGGGGUUUGGCGCUGCAUAAAGAGGCCAAGGCAUCCUCCUCACUUGGAUGCCAAACUAUCUCAUGUUGAUACAACAAAUGAAGAAGAACUCGAUGAAGAAUUUGAUCCAUUACCAUCUAAGAAAACAGGUGAAGUUUUAAAAAGGAGAUAUGAUCGAUUAAGAGGCAUUGCUGGGAGGAUGCAAGUGGUGCUUGGUGACUUGGCAACUCAAGGAGAGAGGGUGCAAUCUCUUCUAAGUUGGCGAGAUCCAAGAGCUACAAUGAUCUUUGUGUGUUUCUGCUUGGUAGCUUGCUUUGUGACAUAUGUCACUCCUUUUCAAUACGUUCUCAUUCUUUCUAUGACUUAUGUGCUAAGGCAUCCAAGAUUUCGUGUUGGCUUUCCUUCGGUGGUCCAAAACUUUCUAAGAAGGUUGCCUGCAAGAACAGAUAGCAUGCUUUGA
This is a messenger RNA of Quercus robur (English oak), 2322 nucleotides long. RefSeq names its product FT-interacting protein 3-like. Lineage: Eukaryota; Viridiplantae; Streptophyta; Magnoliopsida; Fagales; Fagaceae. The record is from RefSeq and is a predicted model, not a curated record. The coding region runs from base 1 to 2322 and encodes 773 amino acids. The transcript has a single exon.